GUGACGUCAUACGGGCAAGGAGACGUGGCACGGAGACCGUCACUCGGAAGCACGCGCUCUACAGGGCAGAACUAAGCAGCUCGAAACGCUGCUCUCAGCCUUUAACACGCAGACAGCUCAGUCUUCGAGGCUGUACGAUAGAGAUUAUGGCUUCAAAUAACGGUCAGGUUGGAAAGUGGGAAGUCGUGAAAAAAAGCAAGAAACCGGGCAGCGGCGGAGGGAAAAAUCCAGGUGAAAAGAAAGCUGGACGGAAAGCUCUGAGCGAAUCAUCCAACACGACGAGGAUCAACCAGCUUCCACCCCUGGUGACAUCGGACACGUUGUUUGAGGGUUUCGAGAAGAUGGGGAAAAAACACAACAAGGAGCAGGUUCCUCCUGCCGAGUCCAGCAACAAGAAGUCUUCCGCGGGGAAACAGAAGCCCAAGGCUCCCCUGUCCUCCUCGCCGACACACGGCGCACACAAGACUUUGGAGGAGGCCUUCAACGCCCUGAAUGUGUCGGAGCUUAAACAGCAGUUAGCCCGGAGCCAGACUCUGUUUCCUGAUAACCCUUCAGUCUGGGUCAAAGACCUGGCAGGAUACCUAAACCAUCACCUGAACGCACCAGAGACGGAACCUACCCUGAGUAGCUACGCACACGAUUACCCAUACUGCCUUGCAGGGAAGGAGCUGAAGACCGUUGUCAAGGCUCUGAUUGGUCGCUGCAGUGACAGUCUCCAGGACUUCUUUGAUCACUGUGUUUACACCAUGCUAAGAGAACUGGACAAACCGAUAGGAGAUCCUCUCCAUGGUUACAGAGUGUGUAUCCAGGCAAUCCUACAAGACAGGCCCAGAAUAGCAACACAGAACCUGCCUGAGUAUCUGGAGUUGCUGCGGUCCGUUCAAAACCGUCCGGUCAAAUGUCUAACCAUCAUGUGGUCGCUGGGACAGAGUGGCUUCUACGACCUCAGCCAGGGGCUACGAGUCUGGCUGGGCAUCAUGCUGCCCGUCCUCGGGGUCAAGGCCCUGUCCUCAUAUGCCAUCGCCUACUUGGAGAGACUGCUACUGCUUCAUGCCAACCUGACUAAAGGUUUUGGGAUCAUGGGUCCUAAAGAGUUCUUUCCAUUGCUGGACUUCGCCUACAUGCCCAAGAAUGCCCUGUCUCCCAGCCUCCAGGAACAGUUGCGUGGACUGUACCCUCGUCUGAAGGUGUUAGCAUUUGGGGCGAAGCCCGAGACGACCCUUCACACCUACCUGCCGUCCUUCCUGUCCCGGGCCACGCCCAACUGUCCUGAUGAUAUGAAGAGAGAGUUGCUCUCCUCCAUGGUGGAGUGUGUGUCUGUGGACCAGCAGAGUCUAGGGGUCUGGAGACAACUUUACACAAAACACCUGCCGCAGUCCAGUCUGCUGUUGAAUCAUCUACUGAAGUCCUGGAACUCUCUGCCACCUAAGCUGUGUGCUUGUCUGCAGGAGACAGUCCAGUCGUUCAAAGUGACCAAUGAGGAGCUGAAAGACUCAGCCAACUCUGUUCACCUACAGGAAUGCAAUACACUCUGUCACUCUCUCCAGAUGAAAAUGUCCAGUGGAGGUUUCCCCUGGGCCAAACUCCUCAUGGCCCUGCUGGUGUUCACAGCCUGCUUCAUCACUCACGACAUCCGAUCACACGGUUCCUUCACAGACUCCAUCACAGCGAAGUAUCUUCACAGUUCUGGGGUGACAGGCGUUUCACAGCAGGCAUGGAGUAAGGUCAUCCUCUACUCCCAGCAGGGUUUCAGCUGGCUGGAGACAAACGCGCCCUACUACUACUCCGAGGGUGCCCGCGUGUUGGGCCCGGCAAUGGAGCACGCUUGGGUCCGAACCAAGGAGGCUGUUGUCUACAUCUCACAGCUCACAGCACAACUGCUGGCCUGGAUCGGUCGGAACACGCCUCUGCUGAUUGAAUGGCUGAGUUCCAAUACUCCAGAUAGUGUUUUCCAGCUGGUGGAUUAUCUGAAGCAGCUUUUACUCUUCCUCCACACAAACUACAUGGUCCCGGCUCUCAGCUACACAGCACAGUGCAUACAGGCAGCGUGCAUAACUCUACAACGCUCCUGCGAUGGGGAGGUGACAAUUUCCUGUCUGCAGGACCACGCCGUCUCUCUGACCAACUCCACCUUGCUCCUCCUACAAGACGCCACCGCGGCAAUCAAGACCUGGGCUCAGAACCUGCUACACACCUGAUGCACACAGACAGUCGGAGGCGGUCUUUAAUUGCGUUGUGUCCUCCCUCCCACCCAUACCUCCUCUCUCAACCUCUUUUCCUUGCCUCCCCUCUCCACCUCCCCUCUCCACCUCCCCUCUCCACCUCUCUGUGCUUCUCAUCUUUCUAUGAUUCAUUCCCAUCAGCUUCACUCUCUUCGUCUUUGUCCAUUUCUGGCUGGUAGUUGACCUGCAUGCUGUUUUAUAAAUAGUUUUUCUACACAUUACUGCUUAUCUAUUUCUAUCUCUGGGAUCCACUCACUUUUCAAUAAAGACUAAUUUCUAAUGCGGUUAUUAUAAGGGGUUAUAAGCACUGUAUUCAGGGUUCUGGACAGGUUAUUCAUGGUAAUAAACAGGGCUCCUAUAAAGAAGUGCCAAACAGAGAUGCCUCUCUGCCAUGACUGCUAGGCUGCUGAGCUAAAAACCUCAGAAAAUGUGGGUGACUACUUCUACUCCUUUUUUAGUUAUACUUGAAGACUCUUGAUGGGGUGUGUGCGAUGAUUGACCUCUGUUUUAGCUACUCUGUCUAAUGCCUGAUGUGACCUUUAACCCCACUCCCUCCUUUUAAGACCAAACUUUUUGGAAAACUAUUUUAUUGUUAAUUUGUUACUUUAUAAAUGUGAAUGAUUUAUAAUAAAAACUCCAGCCCCAUUC
Molecule: messenger RNA, 2870 nt
Organism: Esox lucius (northern pike)
Lineage: Eukaryota; Metazoa; Chordata; Actinopteri; Esociformes; Esocidae
Gene: tmem214
Product: transmembrane protein 214
Exons: 17
Coding region: 147-2198 (683 amino acids)
Cellular component (GO): Golgi apparatus; endoplasmic reticulum
Source: RefSeq, a predicted model, not a curated record